Peromyscus leucopus (white-footed mouse) is the source of this 1609-nucleotide messenger RNA. RefSeq names its product H1.2 linker histone, cluster member (gene H1-2). The coding region runs from base 45 to 683 and encodes 212 amino acids. Gene Ontology annotation, cellular component: nucleus; nucleosome. The transcript has a single exon. Gene Ontology annotation, molecular function: nucleosomal DNA binding; double-stranded DNA binding; structural constituent of chromatin. Lineage: Eukaryota; Metazoa; Chordata; Mammalia; Rodentia; Cricetidae. The record is from RefSeq and is a predicted model, not a curated record. Gene Ontology annotation, biological process: chromosome condensation; nucleosome assembly; negative regulation of DNA recombination.
CCAUCGGCGUUUUGCCACUAGUUCCUGAGUUUCGGAUCCUCACCAUGUCGGAGACCGCUCCUGCCGCCCCCGCCGCCGCUCCCCCUGCGGAGAAGGCGCCGGCGAAGAAGAAGGCUGCCAAGAAGCCGGCCGGGGCUCGCCGCAAGGCGUCCGGACCCCCGGUGUCCGAGCUCAUCACCAAGGCUGUGGCCGCCUCCAAGGAGCGCAGCGGCGUGUCCCUGGCCGCGCUCAAGAAGGCGCUGGCGGCCGCCGGCUACGAUGUGGAGAAGAACAACAGCCGCAUCAAGCUGGGGCUCAAGAGCCUGGUGAGCAAGGGCACCCUGGUGCAGACCAAGGGCACCGGCGCCUCCGGCUCCUUCAAGCUCAACAAGAAGGCGGCUUCCGGCGAGGCCAAGCCCAAAGCCAAGAAGGCAGGCGCGGCCAAGGCGAAGAAGCCCGCGGGCGCAGCCAAGAAGCCCAAGAAGGCGACUGGGGCCGCCACACCCAAGAAAGCCGCCAAGAAGACCCCGAAGAAGGCGAAGAAGCCUGCAGCGGCUGCUGUGACCAAGAAAGUGGCCAAGAGUCCAAAGAAGGCUAAGGUUGCCAAGCCCAAGAAGGUCAAGAGCGCGUCUAAGGCCGUGAAACCGAAGGCUGCCAAGCCCAAGGUUGCUAAGCCCAAGAAGGUUGCGGCCAAGAAGAAGUAGGCUGUCUUCCUCCUUCCACCCAAAAGGCUCUUUUCAGAGCCACCACUCCCACUUGGAAGAGCUGUGACAUUGGUGUAGCUGUGACAUUGGUGUGAUAGCCCCCUCCUUCCACCUUGUGUCCUGCAGAAGUGGGUUGCGUGCGAUGCAAUCCGGUCGGUGCUCCGUGGGGUGGGGUUCCCUAGCUCACCUAGAACGAUGCUUGCGCGGGCGGCCGAGCAAGCGUUAGGUGCCGGCUGCAACCUUCCGUGGCUGCCAGCAGCAAGGAGCAACCCCUGGCGCCAUCAAUGUUGGGCUGUGGGUGAUUUGAAAGUUCCGCCCUGCUUGCGGGUUGGCUCCCUCCCGCCCCGGCCCUUAGUCCUCGGUUUGAUUGGGCGCCAGUCGGGCUUGCGUUCUCCCGAAGCUUUCGCUCCUUGCGCGAGGAGCGCAUCCCGCACUCGUUUCUAGGGUGGCCUAUGUGCUGGGUCUUCUAAGUGUGCAGGAGGUCGGCUGCCGGCUCCGGAUCUGACUUCCUUUAAAGACCUUACAGCGACAGCAGCGGAAGGGCCCGCCCAGUUAUAUAAGCCUGACCUGGGACUGGUUUUCUACUUUGGGUUUGUUGGCCACAGCAAGGGAAGGGUAGCUCGAACUGCGUCACAACGUUGGUCAGCCAUCUUUUUUCUCUCCCCCCCCCCUCCCAAGUGUACGAUUCAUCGAUUACUGGGCUUGUUUUGCCUCAUUUUGGCACAGGGUCUCAUUUUAGACCGGCAUUGCCUCAGCUUCCUGAAGUGCUUGAGUUACAGAUGCGUGUCGACUCCAAAGACCGACCCCGCAUACAUAGUGAGGCUUCUUGCUAUGCUUUGUGCAGUCCGAAAUGUUUCAGCAAAGUAAAUUACUGGCUCUCUGUUGAUGUAUCGGGGCUGCUUCUAAUAAAAAGCCUUUAACUUUCA